AUGUAUAUAUACAACAGGUGCUUUUGGAAGUCUUGCUCAACUGUGUCUCUGUGUGUCUUCAUUGUAGAAGAUCAUCUGUUUCAAGUCUUUGAGGUCUGCUUGCCCUUUGGAGAAAAUGCCUUCCAGGCUAUUGUCCUGGUCCUGAAUGUGUGCUUCCUGGGCCCAUUCUUCUUAAGAAUGGUUUUAGCCCCAAACAUGAGGGCUUUUCUGUUAUCUAAAUACACUGUUGCUGAUUAUCACACUAUACCACCAGCCAUCCUUGGAGUGAUUCUUGGGAGAUCAUUCAUUGGUCUGCAGUUCAUGAGGAUGAUCUUCGUACUGAAGACCGAAGAAAUGGGAGGUUAUGCUGAGACAUCCCGUGGGUUUCUCAUCAGGAAGUACCUGUCCAGGAUUCUAACUUUGUGGUUUAUGGUGGCCGGACUCAUACAUUUUAUUGAGGGUCUUGACAACCAGCUUUCAUCGGAGAAACCCCAUGACUUGCGCUACGGAACCUGGCUCUACUUCACCGCAGUAACAGUAACUACUGUCGGCUAUGGUGAUGUCACAUGCAAGACAAUGAUUGUCAGAUUUUUCCUCACCAUAUCCUUACCCAUUGCUAUGGUACUGUAUGGAAAGUACCUACCAGACUUAGUGAGGAUGAUUUACACAGCUGUUCCAGACUUUAAGCCAUAUAGACCGAUUUUGUCUGGCAGGCAUAUUGUGUUUUGUGGCUACCUGAAUGCUCAGAAGAUCCGCACUUUUAUAAAGACAGGGAUAAACAGAGAUGCUGACCUGGUCUUUCUGGGCGAUUGUACUCCGUGUGAGAACCGCGAAUCACCACUCCAAGGCUUGCAUCCUGUCCAAGGCCUGGUUCAAGAUGGUCGAGAACUUGCUGCGGAAAUCAUGUUACUUUAUUCCUUACUUGUAGCAAGAUUGAACUCUUUCUAUAUCCAUGAAGCCCAUGCAUGUAUUUUCCUUUCAAACCAAAAAAGUAAAGACCAGGAAGGGGAAGACUUCAGAAACAUCAACUCGGCAUUAGAUGUCUCGAGAUCCACAACUUCCCCGGUCCACCUGGAAUUGCUUCAGUGCAAGAGCAAGAAACUCUUUGAUAAGGUGUUCCAGCCAAGACCAGAAGACGGCAAUGUGAGUGUCUUCUGCUAUGCAGAGUUUAAGCUUAAACUGAUGGGCUAUUCAUGUCUCGUCCCUGGAUUCUCCACAUUACUGGCAAACCUUAUUUUGCCAGAUAUGGUUGAAGAUAUGGACAAUCAGACCCAUGACUUCAUAUGGGAGGAAGAGUACAACUUUGGCAGAAGCUCCCUUAUCUGCACUACCUGUUUGUCUGAUUCUUUUGAAAGCAUGACAUUGCAUGAGGCUGUUGAAUUAUGCCACAAGAAGUUGGGGCUCAUCCUUUUAGGUAUCGAAAUUCAUGAAGGCCAUAAUAGGAAGAUCAUCGUGUAUCCUAGCAAUCCAUGUGUGGUCAUACCACAAAAUACUGUGGGAUACUUUUGCAAUCGUGGAAUUGAGAUUCUUCAAAGAGCUUCAAUAUACUGUUCUUUGUGCCACGGCAGUCAGGAUGAGGAAGGGCUGUUCGAUGGCCCUUGUAAAUGUGAUAAGAUUGAAAAGAGAAAGCAGAAACUUGAGGCCCAGGAUUCUAAACAGACCUCACUCCGUGCUGAGGGUGACUUCGAGUCGGUUAGUCCGCACCAGGAACAUGGCGGCUAUGACGUUUGGCACAUGGACGGACAAUGCAACUUCUGUCAGAGGCUUCCUGUUCUAGUUAGCCAUAUUACUGAUGAGCCAAUGGCACCAGUCAGUGACACCCUUGCAGUGGCGGUAGGACAGACAAUUCCUCCUGCACUCUUUCACUCCUUUGCAUAUUUGAACUAUGGCAGGUCAGAUGUCCUCAGUUUCGCAUGCACACUCAUGCAAGGCGGACUAUCGCCCAAAUCUCUUGUGGAACAAGGUUAUGAUGAGGUUCAAGUACGACUACUAGAUCCUGUAGAUCUAAAGGAUGAGGCAAUCAACAGCAGAGGAACAUAUGAAGAAGUCUUCCGCAAUGCCCUGUAUAGAAACAUGCUAUGCCUUGGACUCUACAGAGAACUGGAUGAAAGUUCUGAAGUUCCUCCUUUGAGGUACGUGAUAACAAACCCUGAGGAGGAGACCGUCAUCUACGAGACUGACCUCGUGUUCGUCCUGUGCCGCAAAUCGAAGGUACAUCCACCGAGAGGACCGAGUUUGGCCGUCGAGGCUCUCGAAAAUGAUCGUGGUGCCGGAAGCGGUCGUAGCACUCGGUCACCACAUGAUCCACCACUUCGGGAAGGAGAAUCUGAAGAACCAUGUUGCACCUAACACCAUAGCUGUCUUGCGCCACUAUCGCACUUGUAAAGAUGUACCUACAGUUUAUUCAACACAAAAUGACAACAAAUAAAACUCUGUGAUAAUCUACACACACACACACACACAUCUGUGACUGCAAAAAGGAGACUAAGGAUUUCGAGCACAGCAGGGCAGUGUUACAGGGGCGUCGAAACGACCUUCGAUUCGCCGGAAUUCCUGGACAAAAGGGGAAACUGGCAGCAGACUGCGAACAUAUUAUCAAGACUCCUUCGCGAGCACCUCAGCGUGACUCCGGAGUUAGAAAGAGUCCGCCGAGUAAGGAAGUCUUCAGAGAAACAACCAAGAGGCACAGAAGCUAAAUUCCUAAGGUUUUGUGAUCGAUAACCCUUGAAGGAAGCUAAUAUCCCGGAGACUGUGUUUGGGGAUUUUAAGCUAGCACGGGCGCGGCGAGGAGAGGCCAGCUGACUGGCUGCUUCAAACGGAAAAGCAGGGAAGGGGGGAAGCAGGCCAACCCCAGUUACAGGGGGCUAGUCAUCAGGAGAAGAAUCCAGACGGGAAUCGCUUCUCCAGACACGGUCCUACGAUGCCUAGCGACGCGUCAGGCGCCGCUAUGCUGCACUUAAUGAGGGUGAUACUAGGAUUCUGAUUUCACCUCUCCUGUUUUAUUUGAUGUGUAAAACUUGUGCGAAUCUACUGUGAUUGAUUGAAAAAUCGGUGCAAGUAACAUUACUAGAUUAUUAAAAAGAAAGGUGAAUAGUGUAUAAUGGACGAUACCUCUUCUGUUAGAUAAAAUCGUUGAAAUUUGUUUUUGAGGAAAUUGAAUAAGAAAAAGUCUUAAAGGAAUAUUACUUGUAUUUUAUAUCGAAGUACACUUGCAUCAGUAUUUAUUAAUUCUGUCCACUUAUAUAAACACAUGUUUAUAUAUCUAUCUUUUGUAUAGAAUAUACCUCUUCUGUUAGAUAAAAUCGUUGAGAUUUGGUUUUGAGGAAACUGAACUAGAAAAAGUCUUAAAGGAAUAUUACUUGUAUUUUAUAUCGAAGUACACUUGCAUCAGUAUUUAUUAAUUUUGUCCACUUAUAUAAAC
This is a messenger RNA of Penaeus monodon (black tiger shrimp), 3400 nucleotides long. RefSeq names its product calcium-activated potassium channel slowpoke-like. Lineage: Eukaryota; Metazoa; Arthropoda; Malacostraca; Decapoda; Penaeidae. Gene Ontology annotation, cellular component: membrane. The record is from RefSeq and is a predicted model, not a curated record. Gene Ontology annotation, biological process: potassium ion transport.